Macrosiphum euphorbiae (potato aphid) is the source of this 546-nucleotide messenger RNA. Lineage: Eukaryota; Metazoa; Arthropoda; Insecta; Hemiptera; Aphididae. The record is from the annotation of a GenBank genome assembly.
AUGGAGUUUUUAGCAAGAAAUUCAUUUGAAGAAUUAACUAGUAAAACAGUGCAGUUAUGUGGACUUUUUACAGACAACGAAUUUCUUUAUUUAGCAGCAAGUCCUGAUGGUCUUGUUGGGGAAGACGGUAUUUUGGAAAUUAAAUGUCCAUUCGUGGCUAAAGAUACAUUGAGCGCCACUGAAGCAGUGCAAAAUAAACUUUUGGAUUAUUGUAGUAUUAAUGACAAAACUGGUAACAUUGAAUUAAAAAAAAAUCAUAAUUACUAUUACCAAGUCAUAGGUCAAUUACGUAUAACACAACGAAAAAUUUGCUAUUUUGUAAUUCACACUACAAAUUGGACUAAUAUUCAAGAAAUAAAAUAUGAAGAAGAGUUUUGGAUUAAUAAUAUGGUAGAAAAACUUAAACUAUUUUAUUUAGAGUGUAUGUUGCCGGAAAUUGUUAAUCCACUUUUCAAAUUAAGACUUCUCGUAACCGAUAUCAGAGAGCCAAUACACAUAAUACAUGCCCAAAAAAAUAUGAAGUCAAUGGUUAAAAAAAAGAAAUGA